Messenger RNA from [Candida] anglica, 975 nucleotides. The record is from the annotation of a GenBank genome assembly. Lineage: Eukaryota; Fungi; Ascomycota; Pichiomycetes; Serinales; Debaryomycetaceae.
AUGUCAUUUGCACUCUCUUUGGAACUUCCAUGGGUGGAGAAAUAUCGUCCACACAAACUUGAUGACAUUGUGGGGAAUGAAGAGACCGUAGAACGUCUUAAACUCAUUGCUCAAGAUGGGAAUAUGCCGCACAUGAUCAUCUCUGGACUCCCAGGUAUUGGUAAAACCACCUCGAUCCACUGUCUUGCAUACGAGCUCUUGGGCCCGGAAUUGUACCAACUGGCCACUCUUGAACUUAACGCGUCCGAUGAUAGAGGGAUUGAUGUGGUUAGAAAUAAAAUCAAACAGUUUGCACAAACAAAGAUUAGAUUACCUCCUGGAAGACACAAGAUCAUUAUUUUGGAUGAAGCUGAUUCCAUGACACCUGGUGCUCAACAGGCACUCCGUAGAACGAUGGAAAUUUACUCCAACACCACCCGUUUUGCCUUUGCAUGUAACCAAUCGCUGAAGAUCAUCGAACCAUUACAAUCCAGAUGUGCCAUCUUGAGGUACAAUAAGCUUGCUGAUUCUCAAGUAUUGGAACGUCUUUUAGAAAUCGUUAAGGCCGAAGAGGUCCAAUAUAACUCCGAAGGACUUCAAGCGCUUAUUUUCACGGCAGAAGGUGAUAUGAGACAAGCUAUUAAUAAUCUUCAAAGUACAGUUGCAGGGUUUGGAUUUGUCAAUGAUGUGAAUGUAUUCAAAAUUGUUGAUCAACCACAUCCAUUGGUGAUCAGGAAACUCUUGACCUACUGCUGCGAAGAAGGUGGGAAGAUUGACGAAGCCAUUGCCUUAUUGGAUGACUUGUGGAAGAAAGGUUACAGUGCCAUUGACAUUGUAACGCUGUCUUUCAAGGUAGCCAAAACACUUCCAGGAAUCAGCGAGCUGAAAAGAUUGGAAGUCAUCAAGGAAAUAGGGUUUGUGCAUAUGCGUGUAUUGGAAGGUGUUUCUACGUAUUUACAAUUAUGUGGAUUAUUUGCAAAGUUGUGUGAAAUAUAA